This is a messenger RNA of Maudiozyma barnettii, 636 nucleotides long. It is a transcript of the gene ILM1, whose product is annotated as Ilm1p. NCBI's taxonomy places the organism in Eukaryota, Fungi, Ascomycota, Saccharomycetes, Saccharomycetales, Saccharomycetaceae. The transcript has a single exon. The coding region runs from base 1 to 636 and encodes 211 amino acids. The record is from RefSeq and is a predicted model, not a curated record.
AUGACUGUCCUAACUUCUGUCAAUGUUCUGUACUUCAGAGUUGCAUACCUCUGCUCGCUAGGUUUCUUUUGUUUCAAAAAUGUCAAUUCUAUCCUUGAUAAUUCAUAUUUCCUAGUUUUCACACAGGCAAUGGAUCUGCCACAAUUGACAAUGUCACAAUAUAGUGCACAAUUAGGUCUAUUUGGUGUUUUAUUUGGUAUGUUGGCAUUCACCGAUCUUAUUCCUUUACUAGAAGACAACAAAACAUAUUUCUAUUCUAUUGUUCCAAUUAGACUAUUAGCUUAUUUCGUUAUUGCAACUUUAUCAUAUACGUGGAAAUCCAAUUUAUUUCUACAUAAUAAUGUGAUAUUUAUCUACUGUUUUUCUGAAAUUUGGAUUAAUUUUGUGAUUUACAAUUCCUUGAGGGAGGAAAAGGAAGUUUUCUUCAGAUCUGAGGAGAAAAAGAGAUAUAUCGAUGAGUCUAUUGACGAUGAGGAUGAAGCAUUUGGUACCGCAACUUUGGAGAUCGAAGAGACUAUCACCACUGAAACUGUUGAAGAGGUAACUCCGGAAGAAUCUAUUAAAGAAGCAACCCCAAAGAAAACUGUUAGCCAAUCAAAGAAGGGCAAGAAGAAGAAUCACAAGAAGAAGAAUUAG